Molecule: messenger RNA, 3718 nt
Organism: Blastomyces gilchristii SLH14081
Lineage: Eukaryota; Fungi; Ascomycota; Eurotiomycetes; Onygenales; Ajellomycetaceae
Product: autophagy protein Apg9
Exons: 2
Coding region: 186-3098 (970 amino acids)
Biological process (GO): autophagy of mitochondrion; protein localization to phagophore assembly site
Cellular component (GO): autophagosome; phagophore assembly site
Source: RefSeq, a predicted model, not a curated record
UCUCAAGCCCAUGCCCCGAGACCUCAUCAUCGACCUCGUGCAACUUAUCAGGCUCCCAGGCAAAGCUAACGAUCAUAUUUAAACUAAGCUUGCUAUUGAUUUUGCUAUAGUCAUGAUUCGGAUAUUGUCUUCCUCUACCAACUGUGUCCGUGCCGGCUGCUCGAGUCAGCUCCGUCCAUUUGAUCAUGACCUCGAACCUCAUUUCCCGCUUCCUCCCCGCCAAUAGUACCACCUCGCCCUCCAUCUAUGAAACUAUACAACAGUACGACAAGAAUUCGGACUCUUCUGAUAUUGAGGAACGGGCGGGGAUGUCACUGGACGAAGAGAACCUUAGAGGUCCCUAUGAGGACUAUGAGUUAGAAGAAGCGUUGGCAACAGCCUCAGACACCCAGUCAACGACUCAAAGCACACUGUCCCUACAACAGCCCCCCCGCAAGGCUCCUCAAGGGUUUCCAGGGAAGUCCAAAACUCCACGUAAAGCUAAUCGCCAUAAAUGGACACUCUCAUCCCCGAGACCGAUGGAAGACGAUAGAGAUGAUGAUGACGUUCCUGCUUCGUUGCUAGUGGAAGGGGAUGACGAUGACGUUGGCACACAGGGCCUCGCUGCUCCCCCUCCCCAUCGUCCUCCGAACCGCAACAUCCAUGAUAAUGAUGAUCCUCUUCCAUUAUCGACGCAAGGCACUCGAAAUCGCUGGGAUAGCGCGAGAGCACAUCAGCCCAUACACCCUAUACCCCCUAGAAUAGUUCCCGCUCCUCCUCGAGCUGGCGGCCAGCGUCGGGGUCUGGCAUUCGUUGACCCAAAAGAAAAAGCUAUGUGGAGAUGGGCCAAUGUUGAGAAUUUGGAUAAUUUCCUAGCAGACGUGUAUGACUAUUUUCUAGGCAAUGGGAUAAAGUCCAUUUUCUUAAGCCGGGUUUUGAACCUUUUGACCCUGGCAUUCGUAGUAGGUUUUACAGUAUUCCUAACCAGUUGCAUCGAUUAUCGACGUGUACCCAACAGCAAAACCAUGACGGAAAUCGUUGUCCCCCAGUGCGUUCGGAAAAUGUCCGCCUCCUCAACCCUCCUCCUAUGGCUCUUUUCAAUUUUCUGGAUUUAUCAAGCCGUUCGAUACUUACUAGACCUGCGACGACUCUAUCAUUUGCACGAUUUCUAUCACUACCUUCUAGGUAUUUCGGAUACCGAUAUUCAAACGAUAUCAUGGCAGGAGAUUGUGAGUCGAUUGAUGGCACUUCGCGAUUCAAAUCCGUCAACCGCGGGAGCUGUGUCUGCGAGGAAUAGGAAAUUUUUGGGUAGCCAAUCAAAACAACGAAUGGACGCUCACGACAUCGCCAACCGCUUGAUGAGGAAGGACAAUUACCUUAUUGCACUUUUCAAUAAGGAUAUCUUGGACCUGACGCUUCCGAUUCCAUUUCUCAGAAACCGACAACUUUUCUCACGGACUCUGGAAUGGAACCUUCACUUUUGUAUUUUGGAUUAUGUGUUCAACGAUCAGGGUCAGGUCAGAACCUUAUUUCUUAAAGACACUCAUCGGAAGGCUUUGAGUGACGGAUUAAGACGACGAUUUCUCAUUAGUGGACUUUUGAAUAUAUUUAUUGCCCCUUUUUUCCUCAUCUACUUCAUGAUGCACUAUUUUUUCCGCUAUUUCAACGAAUAUCAAAAAAAUCCUUCCCAAAUUGGCUCGCGCCAAUAUACCCCAUUAGCGGAGUGGAAAUUUCGUGAAUUUAACGAGCUGCGACAUUUAUUCCAACGCCGAAUCAACAUGUCCUACCCAUUUGCGACUCGAUAUAUCGACCAGUUCCCGAAGGACAAAAUGGUCCAAAUAGCACGCUUUGUUGGAUUUAUUGCUGGUGCAUUGGCAUCAGUUCUUGCACUCGCCUCCGUUGUCGAUCCGGAGCUUUUCCUGGGCUUCGAAAUAUCCCACGAUCGAACUGUACUAUUCUAUCUCGGUGUGACGGGAACAGUGUGGGCAGUGGCGCGAGGACUUGUACCUGAAGAGACCCUAGUCUUCGAUCCCGAAUUUGCUUUACGAGAGGUGAUAGACUUCACUCAUUAUCAGCCAGCGCAUUGGCAGGGCAAACUGCAUAGCGACGAAGUAAAAGCAGAGUUCGCAAUGCUCUACCAGAUGAAAGUGCUCAUCUUCCUUGAAGAGCUUCUCAGCAUAAUCUUCAUACCGUUUGUGUUGUGGUUCAGUCUCCCAAAGUGCAGUGACCGGCUGAUAGACUUUUUCCGCGAAUUCACGGUACAUGUGGAUGGGCUUGGUUAUGUUUGUUCAUUUGCUGUGUUCGACUUUAAGAAAGGCACCAAUGUCAUUCCCCAAAAUCAGGAUACCCAACAAGGCGGUGCCCAAGAUGCUGGUCAACGGGAUCUUCGAAAUGAUUAUUUUUCAACCAAAGAUGGAAAGAUGUUGGCGUCAUACUAUGGCUUUUUAGACAACUACGCCAACAAUCCGCAACCAGGUGCUCCAUAUAUCCACGCUCCAAACAGACGCCGUUUCCACCCUCCUCCUUCAUUUCCUGCCCUAACAUCCCCUCCUAUGAUGCCCGAGGCAAAUUACAUGGGCACUGGUCGACAAUACCGAUGGGACGCACAACAACGAUCUGUUACCCGACCAAACAUUGUAGGAUCCCAUGCCGGCGGGCACUCUAUAACACCUCGAACUCCCAGGUUUGGUGUCGCGGCUGCAGCUGGUGCGCACAACUCACCACUCGCUUCAGUUCUUCUAGAUCCGCAUCACCAACCAUCAACGUCAGGCUUCCGUCCGCAAAACCGAAACGUCGCACAAUCCCAGUACCGUCCAUCACGCCAGGCUCAUCCCAUGAACGAUACAAUUCGAGAUGAAGAUGAACCAUCCGGUACCAGUCAGAUUCUCCCAGGUCUUCACAGACAUCCCUCCUCCAAUAUGACAACGGGAUCUAGCGGUGCUGACGAUAGUCGUAUGGAGGAGUCUUGGCGGAUGAAUAUCAUCGAUGGUGAGGGUGAAACUGAUGAAGAAACGGAAAAUGUCCAAGAUGUCGUCGGGGGUGCGGGCGUACUUGGGUUGAUCCAUCAGUUCCAAAAAGUCAGCAAUGAUGGACGCGGUGGCGGGGCUGUCGGUAUUUGAGUGGUAACUUCUAUUCCCUGGUUUCAUCCUUUCUUUAAGGCUCAGGCCACAGAAGACAACAGAGGAAGCUUCCUGGAAUAUGGUCUUAUAUGGUCUUAUACUACCUUAGCCAACUCCCAUAUUCGUCUUACUCGUUCCACAUAUACUCUCCCACUCCCCGACUCGUACAAUUCAUUUUUCUCCCACCCCACUGCUCCUAGUCCUAGUUAUUAUACAUAAAUCCUAUGUCCCCAUUGUGCCUGUUUAUUUACUUUAUAUUUUAACGUGGGUAGCGUUGAUGUUGGCUUUUUUUAUUUUUUAUUUUUAUUUUUAUUUAUUUUUUUCAAUUUUGUAUUGCCUGAUUUAUUUACGUUGAAACAGAUUUUGGGAUGGACAGCAAUGAAAGGACAGUGUUGUGGUUCUAUUCGAAUUUUGGAGAUUUAUACAUUUAUAAACAUAUAUAUAUGCCUCAUAGGUAUGGCUGUGGCUGUGGACAUAUGGUUUAAGAAAUCAUAAUCAAGUGACUCAAGUCAGUCUAUAAAGCAUUUAUUAUCUAGGCGUGGUGCUUUUAAAACCCAUGCACAAACUACUGUAGCUCUUUAUUCUGGCAGAGUCAAAUAACACGUGUUGUUGUAGAAUCC